Molecule: messenger RNA, 1470 nt
Organism: Acanthosepion pharaonis
Lineage: Eukaryota; Metazoa; Mollusca; Cephalopoda; Sepiida; Sepiidae
Source: the annotation of a GenBank genome assembly
AUGCUAGCGACUGGCAUUCUGUCGUUUCUUUUUCUUUUCUUUUCUUUUCUUUCUUUCGCCGAUUUUCAUCUCCAUCAUCACCAUCCAAGUCCUGUGGCGAUAGCACCGCGAGCAACGUGGGCAGGCCUGGAACGCUGGAAGCCUUCAGCCCGCGACUGCACACAGGCGGUGGGUCAAAAAAGGUCGCUCUCUGGUGACAUUGUCGUGACACCCGAGUUCGGCAGCUGGACCCGUGACUGGACUGGCCUAUUGAGGACCACCGCAGCCUACCCCACAUGGAAAGAUGUGGCGAACACUACCCGCCCGGAAAGAUGCACAGCCCUCGUCUGCAAGGAGCUUGCCCGAUUCAACAUAGAUGUGGCGGCCCUCAGCGAGACUAGACUGCCCGAGGAGGGCAACACUAGGGAAGCUGGAACAGGUUAUACCAUCUUCCGGAAGUGGAAGGCCCCCGAGGAGCCGCACAUACAUGGCGUUGGCUUUGCCAUCCGGUCCCAGCUCGUGCAGCAGCACAACCUCGCUCCCACGGCCAUCAGUGAACGCUUAAUGACUGUCCGCCUUCCCAUCAUGCGGGGCAGACACAUCACACUGAUUUCAGUAUACGCCCCGACUCUGAACUCACCCGAUGAAGACAAAGCCGCAUUUUACACCCAGCUCGACCAUACCAUCCAGAGAGCGACCGCCAACGACAAGCUCAUUGUACUGGGCGAAUUUAAUGCCCGAGUAGGCAUGGACCAUCACCUGUGGGAGGGAGUAAUUGGCCACCACGAGAAGCCUGCGAACGCCACCUUGCAGACACAUAGAUCAAGCCUCUGUGGAGCACCACUGGACCACCCUCAGAGACGCCAUGACCCGUGCAGCGGAGAAAGCAUCGGCUACUCAAUUAAGAAAAGACAGCAAUGGUUCGAUGAGAGUUACGGGUUGAUCUCCCCUGUCAUUGAAACUAAACAUCAGACACGUCUGACUAGGGAGAACCAGCCUACAGCUACCAAUAAACGUGCUCAUAAACAAACCGUAGCUAACUGCCAAAGAGGCAUACGAGAAGCCCAGAACACCUGGUGGCAAAGAAAAGCAGCAGAAAGACAAAGCUACGAUGACCAACGAGACCUGCGCAUUGGCGGACUAAAGGACGUGGACGGGGCUACAACCAUCACUGAGAGCGAGGGUAUUCUUGCAAGGGGGAGGUCUCACUUCGAGAGCCUCCACAACGCCCAGGUCAACACGAGAGACAAUCUCCUGCGAAUGACCCCGCAGCAUUCUGUCCGUCACUGGAUGGCACUACCACCCGACAUUCAUGACUUCAACAAAACCCUUAAACGCAUGAGACCCGGCAAAGCCCCAGAUCCUGACAACAUCCCACUGGACCUCCUCACCCACAGUGGCCCCGAGAUGAGGAACUGUCUCAUGCUCCUUAUAUUGAAGAUUUGGGAGACAAAGACCCUCCUCAGGGACUUCCGCGAUGCAACGGUCUGA